Molecule: messenger RNA, 1757 nt
Organism: Neoarius graeffei (lesser salmon catfish)
Lineage: Eukaryota; Metazoa; Chordata; Actinopteri; Siluriformes; Ariidae
Gene: mrpl37
Product: mitochondrial ribosomal protein L37
Exons: 7
Coding region: 147-1490 (447 amino acids)
Biological process (GO): translation
Cellular component (GO): ribosome; mitochondrion
Molecular function (GO): structural constituent of ribosome
Source: RefSeq, a predicted model, not a curated record
GAAGUACAAACUCCACCCACGUGACUUGCCAACAUGGCUGCCUCCUAGAGGAAAGCAAGGCAGAAUGUCAAAACUAGCUGUGUGUUAUUUAUAAGGUUGUAUUAUUAUUGCUGAGGGUGUUUGUGUAUAAUUUAAGGCUGGGUGUGAUGUUGAGCGCCCCGGUGCGGAGCUCGGCGCUCUCCCUGUGUCUCUCCCCGCCGGGCAGGGCGGCUCUCUCCCUGUCUCUCUCCCCGUCUCUCUCUCCGUCUCUCUCCCUGUCUCUCUCUCCGUCUCUCUCCCCGCCGGAAGGUGGAAUUCUGCACCGCUGUCUGUCUCUGAGCUCCUGCGCGCGCGGGAAAUGUCUUCCUCGGAGAAAGGCCCGGGAUGUUCCUGAGAUCCGGGGACUGGAGCGCAUCACCUACGCCGAGAGGAAGCACUAUGUUCCCGGCUUGGCGAAGCCCGUGUUCCCGGACUGGGAGAAGGACUGGAACGAUCCGGGUCGGUACCGAACUCCUGCAGCCGAGAGCAUGGAGCUGCACAGGGAGAGGCCGUGUUACAUCUACACCCAGAGAACCAACCCGCUGGAAGGUGUGAGACAGGCGUUGUGGCUUACCAAGACUAAACUGGUCCCUGGUUUUCCCGCUCAACUCCUGGCGUUGGCUGAGAAUCCAGCCAAUCAGCUGAAGGAUCAGGACGAGCGAGUGCAGCACGCAAUUAAACACGCCCGCUUCUGGGACACCAAUGAAUCUCGACCUCCUAAAGAGCGAUACUGUCCGUCUCUGUUACACAACCUGCUCCACCUGUGCCGAGGACUGCAGGUCUCUCAUCCGGCGCUCGCUCACAGGAUGCUGGCGGAGAAAUACAGCCUGUCAGCCAGCUGGAGCAGAGGUGAGGAUCAGUUCCAGGUGCGAGGGCAGAACGGCUUCCUGUUAAGCAGCACGACUCCACUUCCUGUCGUGGCUGGAGAUGAGGAGAUCCAGUCUACAUCUGAUCAUGUCCUGGAGACCUUCUAUCCCAUCUCCCCCACCAUCGACCUGCAGUGUGCCCACGUCUACAGGCUCCAAAACCACACCGGUUUCAGAGAAGGUUACCCAUACCCUCAUGCUCACACACUCUUCAUCACGGAGGCUGGAGAUGCACCUAAACUCCAACCUGAGCAGCUGCGAGCUAAACUCAUCAUGUUUGCAUUCGGGAACGCCCUCUCUCGCGCCCGCGCUCUAUACGGGGACGAGUCCAAGGUUCUGGAGAAGCCCAUAGUCGUGCAGAGCGUCGGUACCAAUGGCCGUCUCUUCCAGUUCGUAGUUUUCCAGCUGAACACAACGGACCUGGAGACGGACAGCGGCGUGAAGAACAUGGCGUGGGUCGACGCUGAUCAGCAGCUCUAUGACUUCGCCAAGGUCCGACCUUACAUCAAGAAGAAGGUGGUGAAGGUUCCUGCAGGUUUGUCCGGAUAUCGCUCUGAAACCUUCAAGAAAUUCCUGGCGCUGUAUCUCCACGGAGCCGCAAACUGAAACCGACCACUGUGCUUUUUUUUUUUUCUCUCUUCUCUCCCUCUGUAAGUUUAAUAUUAAUAAAUCGUUUCCAUUUGAUAAUUAGAACAAAGGGUGACGUUAAAGGUCACGGGAUUGUAUCACCAUCAAGCAACAUUUCAUGCAAUUAUAAUCAGAUAAGUGUCAUUUAUUUAUUCUAAAAAUAAAUAUUUGAUCACAGAUCGCUGUGGUGUAAGAGGAAUAAAACACUUGGUUACAGUGACCCAUUAAACCUCGUUACAUCACCGA